This is a messenger RNA of Solanum dulcamara, 4694 nucleotides long. RefSeq lists its product as uncharacterized. NCBI's taxonomy places the organism in Eukaryota, Viridiplantae, Streptophyta, Magnoliopsida, Solanales, Solanaceae. The record is from RefSeq and is a predicted model, not a curated record. The coding region runs from base 271 to 4254 and encodes 1327 amino acids. The transcript is spliced from 6 exons. Gene Ontology annotation, molecular function: metal ion binding.
UCUCUCUCCUGUGUUAUAUCUGUGUGCUUUUCUCUUUCUAGGGUUUAACCCAUAAGAGGACUUCAAUCAAAAUUCUCGAAUGCCUAAGCUCGCUUGGUUUCAUUUCAGAUCUUCAAAAUCAGUUUAAAUUCACAUCUUCGGGACCUGCUAUUUCGCAAUUUGGAGCUUCUGUGGAUGAGUUAAUUUGGUGAUCAGCGCGUGGGAACUCUUGGACCGGGUGGGAUCGUGCACUCCAGAUUUCUUAAUUCUAUUGGUAGCUAGCUGUUUGAGAUGUAUGGUCAGGGUAACUAUGCAACUCAGAGUGGUCAAAAUGCUAAUACGUCUAGGCCUCGAAUGCAGCAGUGGUGUCCUGCUUCUCCUCCUCCUGCUGCUCAGGCCUCACGUCCACCUAUGUUUACACAUGGUCAUCCACCAGGACCACCCCAAGUUGGUCAGCAGAGCCCUCCUGCAUAUCAGCAUGCUCAUCCUGGUGUAUGUCACCCUUGUCUACCUUUUCCAGUUCCAACAAGUGGUAGCGAUUCUAGUCAAUUUUAUCAACUGCCCCCUCCUCCUCCUCCUCCUCCUCCAUCUGCACAAGUUCAUGGAAGCACCCCAAUUCUGCAAUCUCACCAAGUCCCUGUGCAGCAUUCCCAGUGGAAUCCCACUAUGCAUCAUGUUCCACCUUCAAUAUCUCCGGGUGCUCCUAGAGUUCUUCCACCACCUCCACCACUAGGUCAAAUGACUUAUAGAGGUGCAAUUCAUCAGCAAUCACCAGACAAUAUGCAAGUUUUUCUUCAUAAUCUUCCUCCUCCACCGCCACCGCCACCUAAUUUGCAGAGCCCUAGGUUUUUCACACCAUCCCAAUUUGACCCCUCCAUGCAUUUGAGAAACCAUGAUUCUCAUGUACAACCUGCAGUUCCUGGUCCUCAGCCACCUUUGCCGCCUUCACCUCCUGGGGAUCCACCUCUUCCACCAUCUUCACCACCUCUCAUAUCUAUCACUGCAAAUGCUAAUAGUGCUAAAGAUGAGGGGGCGUUUGAGCACGAUGGAGGGAUUGCUGACAGAGAAGGCUUACCAGUAAAUAAGAAUUUAGCCUCGGAUCUUUCAUCUUCUCCUCCUAAGCCUUUAUCACUAGCAUAUCCAGGAGAAGGCUUGUCAGUUCAACUUAUUAAUUCAAUGAACUCAGCUCCGUCUCAUUCAGCUGCUGAUUCUGAUAUGGAGAUGGAAGAUGACAUCACCCAGCUCGAUGAAGAUCAACAAAUCCAUCCUUUGGGGCCUGAGAAGCAGUUACAGGAUAGCUUAGCUGAAGAUAUACUACAUCGAAAUUCAUCGUGCUGUAGGCCCUUGGAAUCAGAGAGACAAAGACUAGAUUCUCCAUAUCGUGCUCCUUCAAGUUUUCAGGAAUCAUCUUCCGAGGCCAAUGGUUUAAAUAGGGAUAAUGAACCCCUCUUGGAUGAUCAUGUGCAGACAUCUUCCCUAGAGAAAAAAAUGAGCCAUCCUAGUGGAUCACCCACCGAUAAGGAGGUUGAUCUUGAAAAUGUUCACAGUCAGCUCAUGGGAGCUGCCAGCCCUUUUAGGCUAAUUCAAGGCUAUGCUUCGGACAAUAGUUUAGACGAUGAUAGUGAGAAUUGUCUUGAAAAUCUUGGCCGUUUGACAGUUCCUCCAUCCAGUGAAGUUGUUACUAUAAUUCCCAAGACCGGUACUGGGAAAUCACCAAUAUCCUCAGUUAAACCUUCUAAUUCUGUUGCCAAAGAUGACACUGAAUCUUUUGGUGCUUUCAAUUUUGAGGAUUCAAUUGAUCAUAGUAAUGGAACUAGAUUAUCUGAAGGACUUCAUUCGGAAAAUGUUUUGGGCGUUAAUGAUAAUGACAACUUUGAUAUGCGUAGGGAAGAUUCUAAGAAUAAAUCUCCUAUACGGAAGGUUGAUGAGUUUGGGAGAUUGGUUAGGGAGGGGGUCAGUGACAGUGAUUCUGAUGAUUCGCGAAGGUAUAAGCGGAGACAUGGAAAAAGAGGAAGAAGCCGGAGCAGAAGCCGCUCUCCAUAUGAUAGGAGGAGGAAGAGUCCACGGAAGAGAAAGGACAGGCGAGAUCGAUCUCGGAGCAUCUCUCCAAAGAGAUACAGAAGUAGAAGCAAGUCACCUUCUAGGCAUGGGUCAACUUCUGGUGGUGACAAAAUGAGAAGGGAUAGAGGUUAUCCUCAACAAUGUUUUAAUUUUCUUCGAGGCAAGUGUUACCAUGGAGCAUCGUGUCGAUAUUUCCAUGCGGAGCUUGAUAAGAGUGAUAGAUCAAGAUCUUACAGGAGCAAACAUCAACACCGAGAUCCUCCACUUAUUUUAAAGGAUUCUGAUAUGCACGAUUCAAGGGAUUCUCAUACACAUGAAGAGAUUGGGACUACACUCAAGAAAUCGGUCCACAAUCAUGGUGGAUCCAAAAGCCAGGAUAUUCCUGAUAUGGAAAUGAAAAAUAUGAAAGAACCUGAACCUACUUCUCACCUUUAUAGAAAAGAGAAUCAAAUGAGACCUGCUGACAGUCCAGUAAUUGUUGCUGAAGUGGAGAAGCUUCAUGGUGAUGCUGCUGGGGGCAUGCCGCCCUCAGUUGGAACUAUGGAGAUUCAUCACUCUGAAGAUCAUGUCUCUGAUCAGAUGCUUCUAAAUGCGGAUGAGAAACCUAAAGAGAAAUGUGAUUCGUCUGUUGUGGAGUUAUCAUCUGUCCAGACAUCAUUCAUGGUCCCACCUGUCCAGCUUCCUCAAUUUGUGUCUGCAAAGGAGUCACGCCCAUCAGAUGUACUCCAGACAGCACCCUUAUCAGCUUCCUUUCCUUCAUUUCCAUUUCCACAGGCUUCAAGUACUGCAUUUGCUCAGCAGAUUCCAAGAGAUCACAAUUGGCCCCCACGUUUUAAUUCUGCAUAUAUUGGAAGUGCUCCUCCAUAUCAAGCUCCAUUUCCUCAUCAACCAUCUCCAUUCGCUGUACCUCUGAGUUCGUCUUGGAAUUCUCUUCCACCACGUCCAGCACAGGCACAGGCACCACACACUCAAUUUGUGAACGAUUCCUCUGGAAAUGCAGCUGGUGUACAACAUAGUGUACCUCGGUUACAUUUUCAACCAAAUUUAGUAGUUCCAAGGAAUGACUUCUAUGCAAGCAUGUCACCUGAUAUUCCUCAAGCUGGUGAACAUCAUGCUUAUGUGCAAACUCAACCUAUCUAUUCUAGGGGAUCACCGAAUAGACCACCAGCUUUCCUUGGUGAAUCUCUGGCUCUUGGUGAACUUCCUGGUCCAUCUUCUAAGAGUUACCCUUACAUGCAACAGCCACAUUCUGGUCCUCAGACAGUUGGUAUUUCUCGACAUCUUGUUGAGCCUGGAGUUAGUUCCUCUGUGUCAAGGUACACAUCUGAUUUGUUAGACCAGAAUCAAGCUCCUCGGUUGCCUGAUUUUGGGGGAUCCAGGUUUUCAAGUCAUUUCAACCCUUAUGCAUCUACAUUUGACCAGCCACUAACAAAGAAAUUCAGUUCGGAUCCUUUAAUACAUGGAAGAGAUAUGCUCCCUAGUAGUAAAUACAGUGCAUUUAGUUUGAGCAAUCCAAUUGAUGGCCAUCCUGCAGAAAGUCUUGGUUCACGAAAUAUUACCCCACCAUCUGCACAUACAGCUGAAGGAAUGUUCCCCCAGCCAGGUGGUAACCAGUAUGAUCCACUUUAUGACAGCAUAGAGCCAUCUACUAGCUUACUUAAGAAGUCUGAUCCUGGUCAAAAGCUUGAAGUAACUGAUGAUUCAGGCAUUAUGGUAAGGAUCAGUGGAUCCAAUGAACCACAGGAUGUGGAAGUAAACAAGAGGCAGAAAGGAGGUGGAACUAUUGCAUUCACCGUAUCCGCAGAAAAUGAUGAAUUUGGCGAGACAGCUGAGGCAGAGGUGGGUGCUGUUGAGAAUGGAAGUCCAAGUGAUUCCAGUGAUGAGGAAGAUGUUCCUACAGGAGAGAUAGAGAUUGAACAGGUGAAGCCAUCAGGGGAGAAAAAGAAAAGUAAGGAUUCCAGAUCUAUGAAGCUUUUCAAGAGUUCAGUUGCUAAUUUUGUGAAGGAGAUGUUAAAACCAUCAUGGCGCCAAGGUAACAUGAGCAAGGAGGUUUUCAAGACAAUAGUCAAGAAAACUGUAGACAAGGUCUCUGGAGCUAUGAAAAGCCACCAAAUACCUAAGUCAAAGGCAAAAAUCGAUCAUUACAUUGACUCAUCACAGAGGAAAUUAACUAAAUUAGUCAUGGGCUAUGUUGAUAAAUAUGUCAAGGCAUAACUAUUGAUUCGUUGGCUGUCCCAGUUGGCAACAUCAGUUGUUCUCUGUGUAUCGUCAUUGUGGAUGCUACUGUGACUGCUUACGAUGGCGUAUGCUUUGAAAUGAAUUCUUCCCUGACAAGCAGUGGUAGUUGCUUUGCUACUUAUUUGGACAAAAGCUUAAUAUACAUGACUGCCCAAAACAUUUAUGUCUGACAACUUUUCCUUGAAUGAGAAACAUGGUAUUUGGGACAACUCUUUGGAGGGGGGAUGGGAUGGAGAGCCAACAUCUACAGUUGAACACCAAAGUGUUUAGACUACAACAACAUAUUUAGAAGGGCAAAAUGUAUGUAAUAAGUUUUGGUUUAGUAUUGUUUCUUCCUAAUAGAUGUAUUGUUUAAUGGGUGUUGUGUAUAUGAAUAUUAAUAGCAAGCCUGUUAUAAAUUUUUUCUGCGUUAUUGA